Cladophialophora psammophila CBS 110553 is the source of this 1545-nucleotide messenger RNA. RefSeq lists its product as uncharacterized. Bases 1 to 1545 code for a protein of 514 amino acids. The record is from RefSeq and is a predicted model, not a curated record. Gene Ontology annotation, molecular function: transmembrane transporter activity. The transcript has 3 exons. NCBI's taxonomy places the organism in Eukaryota, Fungi, Ascomycota, Eurotiomycetes, Chaetothyriales, Herpotrichiellaceae. Gene Ontology annotation, biological process: transmembrane transport.
AUGACAGUCAUGGCAGAAGAGAAAGAAAUUGGCCAACCUACGGCUGUUGAGAACGUAACGGAGCUGCACGAAUUCAAGAAUGCCGAAGGCUAUGUUAUCGACGCCAGCGAUCCUGAGCAUGCAAAUCUCAAACGAGCGCGCGAUGGCCAUACCAUCCUUCUACCUCAGCCCUCCACCGAUCCCAACGACCCUCUUAAUUGGAGCCGCGUCAAAAAGCACAUCAUCUUGAUCAUUAUCUCCAUGACAGCAUUUUUGCCAGACUAUGGCAGCGCGACAGGAGCCGUUACGCUGCUUCCGCAAGCCGCAAUUUGGAAUAUGACCCCUGACCACGUCAAUCAUUCCCAAGUUGGCAACGUCUUCAUGUUGGGUGCCGGCGGUGUCGUUGUCGUGGCGUUGUCGGCAUACUUCGGUCGUCUUCCUGUGCUGUUUUACUUCGUGGUACUUGCCACAGCCACUGCGAUCUGGUGUGCGGCUGCACAAACAUUCGAGUCGUUCAUGGCUGCACGGAUUCUCAAUGGCUUUUUCAGCACUGUUGCUCAAGGCGGUGGUCUCAUGUUCAUCUACGACAUGUUCUUCUUCCACGAACGAGCGAGGAAAAUCAAUGUCUGGGCAGCUUUCAUCAUCCUUUCACCGUACUUCGGUCCGUUGUUUGCAGCUUUCAUAAUCAGCACCCAACCCUGGCAAGUGCCUUUCUGGGUGUACGUUGCAGAGACCUCCCUCUGCCUUGUUUUGAUCAUCUUGUUCGUUGAAGAGACCUACUACGACCGCCGAAUUCCCCAGUCCUCCCAGCCACCCCGCGGGAGCCAUUUCUCCCGCCUCGUUGGCAUUUCCCAAUGGAAAUCCCGCCACUUGCGUAACACCCUCUCCCAGGCACUCAUGCGACCCGUCAGAGUCAUCUUGAAGCCCACUGUCUUCAUCUCAUGUUUCUAUUACCUCCUCACCUUCGCGUGGGUUGUCGGCAUAAACACCACUCUCUCCAUCUUCCUCACACCGCUCUACAACUUUGGCCCCAAACAAAUCGGAUACUUUUAUUUCACUCCCAUCGUGGCCGCUCUGCUGGGUGAGAUCACAGGCCACUGGCUCCACGACUUCAUCGCCACAAGUUACAUCCACAAGCACAAGGGCCACUUCGAGCCCGAGGUGCGGUUGCGCGCCAUGUGGGUGUCCACGCCCUUUAUGCUCGCCGGUCUCGUGGGGUUAGGCUUCUCCCUCGAAGACGGGUACCACUACAUGGUGACAUCUGUCUUCUGGGGCCUCUACGUCUUCGGCAUCAUGAUCACCACCGUCGGCCUGAACGCGUACAAUCUCGACAGCUACCCCGAAGCCUCGGGCGAGACGGCCUCGUGGGUCAACUUCUGUCGCACUACCGGCGGCUUUAUCAUCUCAUACUUCCAAGUCACAUGGGCAAACGCGCAAGGCACAAAGGUCAGCUUCGGCAUCCAGGCGGCCAUCUGUGCUUUUGCCUUUUGCCUGAUUGUCUUCUUACAGUUCUUCGGCAAGAGGCUGCGUGUCAAGGCUGGCGGUCUGAACUUUGCCACGUCUUAG